CCACGCCCACGUUCAUGGUCGCGCCGGCGCCUCCGUCGUCGCUGCGCGCCCCGGUGCGAGCGGCCACCUCGAUGGGUAGCCUCGACAGGCGCGCCGUCGGCGUCGGCGCCGCCGCCGCCGUCGCGCUCGGCACCGCAGACAGCGCCAGCGCCGCCGAGGGAGGCUAUCCCAAAAUGACGAUCAAGACCACCCAAGGCGAGAUGGAGUUCGAGAUGUGGGACGACGUCGCGCCGAAGCAUGUCAAGUCUUUUCUCACCCUCGCGAAGCAGGGCUUCUUUGACGGCGGCGCAUUUCACAGGAUCAUUCCUGGAUUCGUCAUUCAGGGCGGCGACCCCAACGCCAAGGUCGGGUACGGCCCGUCCGGCACGCUCGACGGCGCGGACAAGGCCAAGGUGCGGAAGUGGGGGACCGGAGGCCCGGGCUACAACGUGCCGGCUGAGUUUAACGAGCGGAUCCACGAGUUUGGUGUGCUGUCGAUGGCGCGGUCCAACGACCCGGACUCGGCGGGCUCGCAGUUCUUCGUCUGCCUCGGGAACCUGCCCUCGCUCGACCGCAAGUACACAACCUUUGGCAAGCUGACCAAGGGCGACGACGUGCUGCGCAAGAUUGCCGCCGCGAAGACGGUGACGGGCGACAUUCCGUUCGAGAGGCAGGGGAUCGAGAGGGUGGACCCGCUGUAGACGGCGAUGGAGCUCCCUCUAGUGUUUCACUCGACACCUCACCCUGUCGUGCGCCGCCGCCAUCAUGGCACAUCACGAGCCGCAUAUGCGUUA
Molecule: messenger RNA, 773 nt
Organism: Emiliania huxleyi CCMP1516
Lineage: Eukaryota; Haptophyta; Isochrysidales; Noelaerhabdaceae
Product: Peptidylprolyl isomerase
Exons: 1
Coding region: 72-680 (202 amino acids)
Biological process (GO): protein peptidyl-prolyl isomerization
Molecular function (GO): peptidyl-prolyl cis-trans isomerase activity
Source: RefSeq, a predicted model, not a curated record